Messenger RNA from Pocillopora verrucosa, 2038 nucleotides. RefSeq lists its product as uncharacterized. NCBI's taxonomy places the organism in Eukaryota, Metazoa, Cnidaria, Anthozoa, Scleractinia, Pocilloporidae. Gene Ontology annotation, biological process: cytokine-mediated signaling pathway. The record is from RefSeq and is a predicted model, not a curated record. Gene Ontology annotation, molecular function: cytokine receptor activity; cytokine binding. Gene Ontology annotation, cellular component: external side of plasma membrane; signaling receptor complex.
AUGGCAGACAUUCCAACAACAUUCCUCACAAGUGCAGUGGAUCCACCAAGUUCCCCACGGAAUUUAAACCUCAAAAUCUAUGGUGUUUAUCCAUUUACAGAUGUCUGGAUACUGUGGUCAUCUUCCAACUAUACUGGUGGUUUACCUGUGAACUACUCCAUCAAAUUGUGCAAUGACAAUCCUGACAACUCAUGUCAGAAAACUGCCUGCAGGUUGAUCAACAUAAAAGAAUGCCAGCCUGUAAACAUUCUCAGCACUACAAUGAAUUUCAAGUGCAUUCUGAAAACUUUCUUAGAUGCCUGUGUCUAUAAUAUUUCUGUUAUGGCCACAAAUGCUGUUGGAAGUGCACAAAGUCUAAUUUACCUGCCAUUUAUGUCUAUAAGUUCAGUUACACCCAAGCCUCCUGAAAAUUUUAGUGUUGAGCGCACAGAUAAAGAGGGUGAAUUACGUGUGCGUUGGAAAGCCAGACUAUCUUGGGAUCUAGCCUACCAAAAUUAUACAGUGCUCUAUCAUGCCAAAGGGGAGAUUAAAAAUAGGACAAGCACUAGAUCCAAUAAAGAAUUUACACUGCUUACUGGACUGAAAGACUUUACAGAGUAUUAUGUUUAUGUUGUGGUCAGAUUAGAUGAAUCAGCCUGGAGUGAAGCCAUUGGGCCAAAAAUUGUCAGGACAAAAGCAGGCUAUCCAGUCAAUCUACCAAAGGUGAUAAGAGAUUAUUCGUUAUCCUUUCCGGGCAAUUCUGGUCUCAGGAAUGUAUCAGUGGAAUGGGAGCCGGCAGAUACCUCAUCAUGGCGGGGCAAUCCUGGUCAGUAUGUGAUUUCAUGCGCAUACCAUGUUGGCCAGAGGAAAGUUAAAGGUUGUAGUUAUACUACUGAUGCCAAAGCAACCAACAUUACUUUACCAAGAUUGGAAAAUGCACACAGCUAUGAUGUCUUCAUGAUCAUGCGUAAUAUGGAAGGAAAGUCCAGCACACGCAGAUUGUUUCAUGUCAUUAAGAAAGUGCAAGAGACCCAAACAACAACGACCCAAGAAAGAAAAUUAAGUAGCGCAGAAAUUGCCGGGCUUACUAUUUCAGUUCUCGUAGGAUGUACGAUAGCUGGAGUUGCUGUUUACUUUGUAAGAAAAUGGGGACGCCGGCAAACACCUCUGAUGCCCUUGCAGGACAUUCAGCUAGAGCCGCCGCCGGUAGAGUAUGACUACAUCGCUGAAGCGGACAGCAAAGACGCUAAUGGGGACUACAGUCAACUCUAUGACAAGUAGUAUUGGUGUGAUUGAUAUCGGGUGACUGUCACACGCGAAUAAGUGUUUUGAAAUAAUAACUGUUGAUCCUUUCUCUCCCAAAAUAAGAUUCCUAAUGCUCAGUUGGAUAUAAAGAGUUAAAAAAAUACCAGAAGACUGGUUAGCAGAGGUGACUGGUUAACAAAAAUGACUGACAAGGAUUAGUGGACGAGCAAUCCCUGCUUUUAGGCGAACUCUGGGUCCGUCAGUGGAAAACAAAUUGAUGUCAGUGCGCCGCGCGGAACUCUGGGAGUCAGACGCCCUAGCAUCCAUUUUUUUCCUCUAAUUGUGUUUUAUCCGCACGACGAACUUCUCCGAAAUGCAGGGAUUGCUCUUAGUCUAGGCAACAAGUGAAGAUUAAAAAAAAUAGCGAAAAACAGAAAAUAAAACGGCGAUGCAAUAUAUGUUGGAGGCUCUCGUGGAGAAUCAGCGGAACGCUUAUAUUGAUCUGUUGGUUCAAAAUGAUUGGAAUAGUUUUAAAUGCUGUGCUUGGACUGUGAAGCGAAAAAGCUAGCAGUCACAUUGAAACAAAGAAUCUGUUGGCUUUACGAAGCAGUCACCUCUGCCACCCAGGGGGAAGAUCAAUUAAUGAAUCUUCUCUGUGAAAACUUGAAGCUUCCGUUUGAAAUAGUUUUAUAGCGAUUCCAGAAGAAUUAAGAGAAAUGUUAAAAGGAAAAAUUCGUGGCACUUAAGAUAAUCUUUGUUCCUCUAAAUUACCUCAAGAAUUAAGGUAAGCAGAGAAAAAAGAGAUUAACGAAAA